AUGCCAGGCUGGGUCGACGAGGAGGCCACCUAUGCAUCUCCGACAUCCUUCCAAGACAUGCAGAAUCACCAAUCGGCCACUUUCCUUCGUGGUCUGAGUGCACUUUGCCAACCUACAGCCGGCCCUAUUCAACAACAAAGAAGACAAUCUCUUGAAGUUACUGGAUCUUCAAUGAGUUUUAGCGCAUCGACCUCGGAGAGUGGCCAUUUCUCGUAUCCAACCAAUGCCGACUUUAACGCAAUUGCGGCCGUCUGCCCACCGCGCCUGCGCCAAUUCGCUUUACCGGACCAAGGAAUGCCCGACCCUUCCAUACUCGGCCUUGAAUCACAAAUACAAGUUUACCCUGUCUCUAAGGUAACGGCUGACCAAGAUACACUGGACUCCAUUACAGCAGAGGAGAAUAAGACUAAGAAGCCGUCCCUUGAUCUCAUCCAGUCCGAUCUAGAGAGCGAAGGUGAAACUUUAAUUAUAACAUCGCUUUGCACUCCCAUCGUCUUCGUUGCGGUGUUAGUCAUAUCAUAUUGUAGUGUGUUGACGACCUUUCGUUCUGAACAUACAUCAUCAUACAAACGAAUUGCAGCUUCCAUCUCAUCGAGCUCUCACCAACAUACCUAA
Molecule: messenger RNA, 615 nt
Organism: Protopolystoma xenopodis
Lineage: Eukaryota; Metazoa; Platyhelminthes; Monogenea; Polystomatidea; Polystomatidae
Source: the annotation of a GenBank genome assembly